Botrytis cinerea B05.10 is the source of this 1379-nucleotide messenger RNA. RefSeq lists its product as hypothetical. The record is from RefSeq and is a predicted model, not a curated record. Bases 218 to 1195 code for a protein of 325 amino acids. Gene Ontology annotation, molecular function: oxidoreductase activity. NCBI's taxonomy places the organism in Eukaryota, Fungi, Ascomycota, Leotiomycetes, Helotiales, Sclerotiniaceae. The transcript is spliced from 5 exons.
GGUUCCUAUUCAAUCACGCCCUGCUCUGCAAUAUAAAUCUGUCACGUGUCUAUCAUUUUCCAUCGUCGGACUCGGAGUUAAAAUAUAAUCAAGCAAAGAUCUUUGAAAUCAAGGAGCAAUAAGCUUUACCACGGAAACACAUCAGCUAUAUAAAUCUGGUAUAUAGGUAGGCCUGUUUCCCUUCUUCAUUGUGUUUUUCACUUGGAUCCUUUCUAUCAUGAGAUCUUCUUUCACAUCGCGUUUCAAUCUCAUAAGAAAUCACUUUAAGCCAUCGCUUCAAGCUACUCAUUCAAGAUCCUUUAGAGCUUCUUCAAAAAACAACAUGACAAAAUUUGAUAUCAAUUCAAAGCUUCGUAUGAACUCGGGAUAUGACAUUCCUAUCCUGGGCUAUGGGGUUUACCAAACUCCGGCAUCUCAAUGUGAAGAUCUAGUGACCAAAGCUUUUGAUGCGGGUUAUCGUCAUGUUGAUUCAGCUGCGGCAUAUCGAAAUGAAGGACCUUGCGCCAUUGCAAUUCAGAAAUCCAGCAUUCCACGAGAAGAUAUCUUCUUUACUAGUAAAAUCCCACCUCGUGCCUUGAGCUAUGAGAACACGAAAGCACAAGUCGCCAAAACUCUUAUGGAAACUGGGCUUGACUACAUUGAUCUUAUGCUCAUUCACGCUCCAUAUGGUGGGCGAGAUGCUCGUAAAGGUGCUUGGAAGGCUCUAGUUGAGGCUCAAGAAGAAGGAAAAAUUCGCAGUCUUGGUGUCAGCAAUUACGGUGUCCAUCAUCUCGACGAAAUGGAAGUUUAUAUAAAAGAACUCGAGGAAGAAAGAGGUAAGGGUAGAGGUGGCGUUAUUGAUGUUGGUCAGUGGGAACUUCAUCCAUGGCUUGCUCGAGCUGAUAUUGUCUCGUGGUGUGAAAAGCGAGGCAUCAUUCUAGAAGCAUAUUCCCCUCUUGUUCGUGGCGAGAGGCAUGACUCCGAACUGCUUCAACCACUCGCUAAGAAGUACAAUAAAACCUCAGCCCAAAUCCUACUAAGAUGGAGUUUACAAAAGGGCUUUGUGCCCUUGCCAAAAACUGUUACUCCCAGCAGAAUUAAGGAAAAUACCGACAUCUAUGAUUUCGAGCUCACUGCUGAGGAGAUGAAUGGGCUGGAAACAGGAGACUAUUAUGUGUGUGCUUGGGAUCCUACUGUCGCUACUCUGGAUCAAUAGAUGCAGCAAUAUGGAAAGUUGAUAGAGAUCUUGCAAAUUAAAAAAGAUGACGUGCGUUGGAGUUACCUAAUUUUGGCGUACAAAUCAUACAUUAUCAGCUGAGAUUUGUCCAAUGAACAAUCCCGUCAUCUACAACAAUUUUCUAUCUGUAUCUGAAUAGGGCAUAUAAAGGAGAUGGCCUACA